AUGUCUGCAACCGUCGCACAGCGCCCUUCUACGGCGCAGGAACGUAUUCUUGCUUCCAACUGCCCUCCGCCGCCACCACCGCCCCCGGGAUCCCCGUCGCACCGCCAGCGCGCCGCAUACAACAACUUCGGCAGUGGCGUCUCCGCAAUGUUUGGAUUUCAACCAACGGGCCUCGUCACCGCCAUUGAAAAUGAGACACAGGGACCAGUUGUCACUCGCAGGACAAAGUACCGUGACACCUCUGAGAUCAUUCUCGGACCCAGCAAACCUUCUCAAAUAAAGCACGGUGUCCGCCGCUAUGAUGGUCAUGACGACUGCUCUGUGGGUUUGGCUCUUACCGACACUUGGAUUCGCGGUUACGCCGAUGAUGAGGAGCCUCCCGCCCAUGUCGUGAGGCAAAGGGGCCCGAAGGAUAACCUUGAGGGAAAUUGCUGCCGUGUCAAGACUGAGGAAACGAAACCACGCAAAAUGCUUGCUCCAGGAAACCCACCUCCAAGGACGACAAGGCCUCCAUACAGCGUUCCAGAGUAUGAUGGGAACAAUGCUGAGGAAACCUGCCCCAAGCGCCUCUACAGGCACAAAGACAGCGGUAACAUCAUCUGCCCCGAGCCUUUGCCAAAGGGCACAGUUAUCGAUGACCGACCACGCGGAACGGUGCGCUCGCACCGCAACCGGUCGAACGAGUCUGUUGAUGUACUCAACCUUGGCCAGUACAGCAGUGAGCAGCUCAAUGAAGUGGAACGGAAACUCGUUGCAGGGCCUCGUGAAUUCAUUCCCCCUCCACUGCCUCCUCGCCAACGCCCAAUCAUCGCCCGUGUGCACACUCCUGCAAACGCAACCCACGACAUUUUCGGUACUGGCCAAGGUGUUGAAGAUAUUGAGCCAGUCCACUGCAAGAAACGCGGUGAGAGCGCCCCGAAACGCUCUGGUGAGUUUGACAUCUUCGAUCCCACUCCACUACCGCAGCAACCCACGAAGGGGUACAACCCAAGCGAUUUGUUGGUGUACGAUGAGCCGUAUGUUUCUGUGCAGGAGAAGCGUGAGAAGGCGGCUCGUGAGGCCCGUCGCAACCCUGAAAAGUAUUGCCCAGGAAAUGUUGUUACGUCUUCGCACAAGAUAGAAAAGAAGACGGAAAGUGGCGUGGUCUUUCACUCCAAAUCUCAGGAAAUCACUGCCCAUGGUGGCCGUGCGCGUGGCUUGUACGCCCCAAGGGGAAGUUCAAUCUCACUGUGUUAA
Molecule: messenger RNA, 1236 nt
Organism: Trypanosoma brucei brucei TREU927
Lineage: Eukaryota; Euglenozoa; Kinetoplastea; Trypanosomatida; Trypanosomatidae
Exons: 1
Coding region: 1-1236 (411 amino acids)
Source: RefSeq, a predicted model, not a curated record